AUGUUUAUCGACAUGCUGGUCGUGUUUGUUGUUUCACUUAUUUCAUCAUUGUUUUUAUGUACCACAUCUGUGCACGGCCUCCCGUUAUCAUCAUCAACAGCAAAACUUCAUUAUAUCCAUAGUUCUCCAUCUGCUGAUUUGUCUUCUUCACUUAUGCUCUUUAAACAUCGUCCAGUAUCAAAUGUUGAUAAUAAUUUAAGUGGAGAUAAUAUUGAAAUGUUAUUUGGUGACAGUAACGAAAACGAUGAUUUACCAUUAUCUUCUGUUGAUGUAUCCAAUGAGCCAUAUGAAUAUGAUUUUGAACCAUCAUCAUCAGUAAAAUUUUUAUCUAGAAAAUUGUUACUGUUACAAAAUCAACAUCAAGACAAACGAGCAUUACCAUCACCAUCGAAGUUACAUUUCAAUUUUAAUACAGCUGCUAACAAAUUUAUUGAUUCAUCCCAUACAAAUAAUAUAAAUCAAUUGAAUGAACCGAUACGUUUAUCAUCAUCACUCAAAAAUUUGGUCGAAACAAAUCCGUUUGCACGUGCUUGGCUUACAAUGCUUUUACAAAAACUUAUGCAAGAACAGACUAUGCCAUAUAUUUUCAAGUAUGGUCGACGUCGUAAAUAA
Molecule: messenger RNA, 612 nt
Organism: Rotaria sp. Silwood2
Lineage: Eukaryota; Metazoa; Rotifera; Eurotatoria; Philodinida; Philodinidae
Source: the annotation of a GenBank genome assembly